Messenger RNA from Larimichthys crocea (large yellow croaker), 1349 nucleotides. Its product is annotated as protein LEG1 homolog. Lineage: Eukaryota; Metazoa; Chordata; Actinopteri; Sciaenidae. The coding region runs from base 16 to 1131 and encodes 371 amino acids. The transcript has 9 exons. The record is from RefSeq and is a predicted model, not a curated record.
AGUCAGGGAUCGUGGAUGGAGGCUGAGAUGCUCAGGUACAGUCCCAGCUCCUCAGUCAUGCUGCGUCCAACGGUCCUCAGCCUCCUCCUGGCAUGUGCGGUGUCUCUGGGCAGCUCUACGGUCAUCCUAGAAAAUGGCAUGCCUUUAAUGUGGGCGCAAACGUGGGGCCAAGUGACUGACCUGCCGACGCAGAAUGGCAUCCUGAAUCCAGACCCCUGGAACGUCCUCCAUCGCAUGAGUCUUUACCGGCUGAUGAUAUCUGCUACAGACUCGUAUAUGGGCUGCAUGGGGACAAAUGCUACAGACAAUCCUAUAUGGGGACUACCACUGCAGCUUGGAUGGAUGAAAACUUCAGGGCGUCUCGCUGAUCCAACCAGUACUACAACCUGCGGCCUGCAAACUGGAGAUCCCAUGUGUAUUUCUACUCAGAGCUGGUGGGGCUGCGUGAACUACUUUACCUCUGCACUGCCCUUCCUGUCUGCCGCCAAGCAGGGCUUCAUGGGAGAAGGAGUUCAGGUCCAGAUGCAGGUACCUGAAGGUGUAACAGACUUUUGCACCACAUACACCGACUGUGCAGCUCUGUACCCUGAUGUCAUGGCUAAGUGGGAUGCCUUUUUUGAGGGCCUCAAGUCUGCAAAGGACUCUCCUCUCCCUGACAACGAGAAGAAAGACUAUCUUCUCGGUAUCUACUGGGCCGCCCAAAUGGUUUCAACUCAUACCUCAGCUAUGUGCAGUGCCAGAAAGAGUCACUACUCUUCUGUCGAGAUGUCAUUUGCACAGAACUGGGUGAACUCAGCAGAGUACGUUUCUGCAGCACAUUUCCACUCCAAUCUAAAUAAUUCUGCGCGUUUUUUAACCCCCCUGCCAAACCGAGUUUUAAAGGUGGGCGACAGCCCGCCUAACAUUGCCGAUCUGAGUGAGGACGAGAACCACACACUGUCUAUCUUCUCCUGGAUGAGUAACAUCAACACUCUACUGGGGGGGUCGUUGGUGCGUAUGUGGAAAAGUGCAAUGUGUUCAGUGACCACAAGAGAGAAGGGCAGAGAGCUGUUGAACCAGCUUCUGCUGGAUCCCAGGUUUGCUACAACCUCUUUCCUGUCCAUCAUCUCUGGAAUGACUACGAGCUGCUGAGUGAAUAAUACAGCAUUACUUUUGUGUUAGGAAGAUUCCAGUAAGUUUUAGAGGAAGUCUUAGUGACUAAGAGAAGACACUUUCAAUGCAAAAAAGACACAGCUGACAUUUAUUUUCAGUCAUGAAAGUAAGUUAUGCCAUUAUUAAUGAAGGGUCAACAAUCUUUGCUCUUCUCACUUCCUUGUGAAUAUGUGUGUCUUAGUAAACUGUCAACAAGC